This is a messenger RNA of Cicer arietinum (chickpea), 1161 nucleotides long. NCBI's taxonomy places the organism in Eukaryota, Viridiplantae, Streptophyta, Magnoliopsida, Fabales, Fabaceae. The record is from RefSeq and is a predicted model, not a curated record.
AUGUUCUAUUUUUUCUUUGAAUCACGAAAGAAUACUAGUGAUGACCCAAUUGUGAUAUGGUUAACUGGAGGGCCAGGUUGCAGUAGUCAACUAGCUUUGUUUUAUGAGAACGGUCCAUUUCAUAUUUCCGAUGACUUGUCUCUUGUAUGGAAUAACUAUGGUUGGGACAAGGUAUCAAAUAUUCUUUUUGUUGAUCAACCCAUUGGGACAGGUUUUAGCUACACUGCUGAUGAGAGUGAAAUUCCACAUGAUGAAAUUGGUGUUAGCAAUGAUUUGUACGGCUUCUUGCAGGCAUUUUUCAAGCAGCACUCUAAUUUCGUUAAGAAUGACUUUUAUAUCAUUGGGGAAUCAUAUGCUGGACACUUUGUUCCCGCUCUUGCGUCUCGAGUUCACCAAGGAAAUAAAAACAAGGAAGGAAUUAAUAUAAACCUCAAGGGUUUUGCUAUUGGUAAUGGAUGGACAAACCCAAUAAUUCAGUACCCAGCAUACACACAAUAUGCAUUUGAUAUGAAAUUGAUUACAAAGAAAGAUCAAGAUCAAAUCAACCAAAUGAUCCCAGGCUGUCAGGAUGCCAUAAAAACUUGCCAAAGUAAAGGUGGACAAAGUUGCUCGAUAGCUCAAAAUUCAUGUGACAGCAUAAUGGGCAAAAUUUUGCAAAUUGCUGGCAACAUUAAUUACUAUGACAUCAGAAAGCAAUGUGAUGGGGACCUGUGUUAUGACUUCUCAUAUGUGGAUGAUCUUUUAAAUGAUAAUUCGGUUAAGGAGGCUUUAGGUGUUGGGAAUGUGAAGUUUGUUUCAUGCAGCACAGUAGUGUAUAAUGCUAUGCUUCAAGAUAUGAUGCAAAACCUUGAUGUUGAUAUUCCUACACUUCUUGAAGAUGGAAUCAAAGUUCUUAUAUAUGCAGGGGAACAUGAUCUUACUUGCAAUUGGCUUGGAAAUUUAAAUUGGGUUCAUGCCAUGAAGUGGUCGGGUCAAAACCAAUUUGCGUCAUCCAAAACGCUUCAAUUUUUGGUUGAUGGUGCUCAAGCAGGACUAUUGAAUAGCUAUGGACCUCUCUCUUUUCUAAAGGUGAAUGGGGCUGGACAUAUGGUUCCUAUGGAUCAACCAAAUGCAGCACUUCAAAUGUUGGUAAAUUGGAUGGAUGGAACACUGAACAAGUAG